This is a messenger RNA of Neodiprion virginianus, 2324 nucleotides long. It is a transcript of the gene Tbh, whose product is annotated as tyramine beta-hydroxylase. The coding region runs from base 492 to 2153 and encodes 553 amino acids. Gene Ontology annotation, biological process: norepinephrine biosynthetic process; octopamine biosynthetic process; dopamine catabolic process. The transcript has 10 exons. NCBI's taxonomy places the organism in Eukaryota, Metazoa, Arthropoda, Insecta, Hymenoptera, Diprionidae. Gene Ontology annotation, molecular function: copper ion binding; dopamine beta-monooxygenase activity. Gene Ontology annotation, cellular component: secretory granule membrane. The record is from RefSeq and is a predicted model, not a curated record.
CACGGGGAUUCCCCGAAUAACUAUUGAUAUUUAGUAACUUUUCAGACGAUUUUUUUUGGGGAGAUUAUUACGGUAAGGUUAUUUUCCCCGACAAACACACACCUGCGCGUAUCUGAAGAAUCCUUGUUGUCACAACGCGGAACUUUAAAGUAUAAAUUAGUAAAUUAUUGAGCCGGUUGCAGGGUUUUGAAGAAGGCGGGACACCAAAUACGUAUCAUACAUUAUAUACAUUAUACAUGUAUCUUUAGUUAAGUAAAUAGAAAUAAACGGCUCAUGCAUUUAUGGCGUGUCAUUAAUCUCAAUCGAUCUUAAUUAUUCCACUGUAACUGGAUGUUUGUAUAGUCAGUGCGACGUGUUUGUAUGUACGGAUAACCUGAAUCCUUGAUCUUCGGCAACUUGUAUGCACGAAUUAGCUAUAAAAGUACAGAUAUAUGUUUGCAUUUGCAUACAUAAAAAAUGUGUAAAGAAAAAUACAGUUGAUUUUCACAAUAAUGCUUGCGAAAACAUUCAAGUCCACGCAUAGGGUCGAACUGACGGACGAAACGAUCAUGGUAGAAGUUCACUAUGUCGGUGAAGAUAACACCUGGUUUGCGGUUGGAUUCUCUGAUUACGGCGAGAAGAGCCCGGCUGAUUAUUGCAUUUUGUGGUCAGGCUGGCAUCGGGAAAUAAACCUACAAGACGUUUGGGCGGAUGAAGACGGUAAAAUAAGCGUCGACGAUCAACAAGACUGCAAAGACUUUUUAUGGAAAAAGCGGGGAAAUGUGACGAAAUUUUCUUAUACAAGAAAAUUUGACACCUGCGACAACGAGGACUACGUUAUCGAAGAUGGGACGACGCACAUUGUCUGGUUGAAAGGCGAAGGGCCCUUGUACUCCAUCGCGGGUCUGCAAGUCUCCGACGCCAAGGUGACGGGGAUGUCCAGGGCUCAACUACCCAGGGUGGUUCACCGCGCAGCGCCGGUCCCGAACGACGCUUGGACAUUAGAACUUUUGGCAAGCCAGGUCAAGGUACCCAGCGAUGAAACGACCUACUGGUGCAACGUUCACAAGCUUCCCUCCUCCUUGAGAGACAGGCACCACGUCCUCAAGUUCGGACCGGUGAUUCAACCGGGCAAUGAGCACCUUGUUCAUCAUAUGGAAAUAUUCCAUUGCGCUGGGCCCCCCGAAAGAUCUAUUCCCUCAUACGCCGGCCCGUGCAAUCAUCCCGAUCGACCGGAGGAAACCAAGGUGUGCCAAAAGGUACUGGCGGCCUGGGCAAUGGGGGCGGAGGCAUUCGUUUACCCGGAUGAAGCUGGUCUUCCGAUAGGCGGUGAGGAUUUCAAUCGCCAUGUAAUGCUAGAGGUUCAUUACAACAAUCCCGAGUUACAUUCAGGCCAGGUAGAUUCGUCGGGAAUUCAAUUUGUUCUCACAAAAACCCUUCGGAAGUACGAUGCGGGCGUAAUAGAGCUCGGUCUUGAAUACACGGACAAGAUGGCAAUACCACCCGGGCAGGAAGCCUUCACUCUUUCGGGUCACUGCAUAGCGGAAUGUACCGGAGUUGGUUUGCCCAGGGAAGGAAUAAAAAUAUUCGGGUCUCAGCUUCACACCCAUUUGCUCGGUACGCAGGUCGCGACUCGUCACGUAAGGGACGGCAUUGAACUACCGAUACUGAACCACGACAAUCACUACUCGACCCAUUUUCAGGAAAUCAGACUACUCCCCAAACCCAUCACCGUUUUGCCCGGGGAUUCUUUGAUAACAACGUGCACGUACAACAGUCUGAAGAGGUCCAACGUCACGUUGGGUGGAUUCGCGAUAUCGGAUGAGAUGUGCGUCAACUACAUUCACUAUUAUCCGAGUACGAGACUAGAGGUGUGCAAAAGCGCGAUUAGCAGCGACGCGCUUAGGACAUACUUCCGUUACAUGCGAGACUGGGAGAACCAGCCGACGUCGAACGCCAAGGGAAUAUCAGAGAACUACCACAGCAUCGAAUGGAACAGGGUCCGCAUAGCAGCCCUCCACGAUCUUUACAUGGCCGCGCCAUUAAGUAUGCAAUGUAACAGCUCGGAUGGCUCCCGACUUCCAGGGCUGUGGGAAAACGCGGCGUUGACACCGAUCCGGUUGCCCUUGUCUCCACCAGCUCGUGACUGCCUCGGUAUCUACGAAAACGCAUAAUCAUUACGGAAUAUAAUUAGAAUACACUUGAAGACUUCAAAGAAACGUAUGCCGUAAAAUAAAUAUAUUAUUCAGAUUCAUGUGUGAAGAUGCACUCGUUGCAAAAAUAUGUACCCCAUUUGGUCCUUGAAUUGUCCUGUAAAAUGCGAAAAUGUAUCAAUAAAAGUGAAU